AAAGCAAACAACAGUCAUUUGCCUCCUGGUGUGCGCUUGGUAGAGUCCAAAUAAAAAAAAUCGGGGAAGUUUUCGCUUUCAACAGCCACACAGCACAGCAGUAGCAACGCAAAAAUGAAUUGGAGGCCGUUGGGAAAUAUCAAAACACUGACAUUGUGGCUGGCGUUCACGCUGUUUCUUGCGCAUCCAACGAAACAGAAUCCGCUGACAACUACCGGCGCCGACGAUACCAGCACUCCACAGUCAUUUUAUUAUACCGCCGGUGUUGUAGAGUUUCGACCCGCUCAAAAUGUACCGAAUGCCUUGGCCGACAAUCUCGCCGGUUAUUUGGAGAUCCUAAGCUCGGAAGCUGCCAAAGCCACAGAUAUUAUUGUUUUCCCUGAGGGUACGCUAAAUACCAUUGAUACUGCCACAUUUGUACCGGAUCCCACGGUCGAACUCGAGACUACGCCCUGCCUGCUGGGUAACACCAGCGACUAUUCCGACUUUCUGGUACAACUUUCGUGUGCUGCACGCGAGGCACGUAAAUAUGUUGUUAUUAAUUUGACCGAACGCGCUAAGUGUAUCGUCUCCAAAGACGACCCGCGUCCAUGUGCGUCCAAUGGCAUAAAUAUUUUCAACACUAAUGUUGUGUUCGAUCGUGAGGGUCAAGUGAUUUCGCGCUAUCGCAAAUGGAAUUUAUAUGGUGAACCGAAAAAUACCACCUAUUAUACGGAGUUGGAGUUUUUCAACACCGAUUUUGGUGUAGUAUUUGCGCACUUCAUCGGUUUCGAUAUAUUGUUUUAUAAGCCUUCACAGUGGCUGAUUAAUUUGGGUCAUACAGAUCUGAUCUUUCCCUCAAUGUGGUUCUCGCAGUUGCCGUUUUUGACGUCGGUUCAAUUCCAACAGUCAUGGGCUUACAAAAACGAUGUCAACUUGCUAGCAGCUGGCGCUAGUCUACCAGCUAUCGGCUCAACUGGCACAGGCAUUUAUGCUGGGCGCGCUGGUCCUUUACUCACCGUAAUGAAUACCGGUGAAGGUGAACGUCGUAUAUACGUGGCAAGAGUACCAAAGAAGAUGUUCAACAAUCUAAGCGAACAACCUGUGACCGCCGUAACUGAGACUGUGGCGCAGCCUCACGUAGCAACAAAGCGUCUAAAUGAAGCUGAUAUUUUAUUAAAACGCGACUAUUUGGAUCAAUAUGAGAGCAUAUUAGUAGAUUUGAAGAGUGCCAGCGGUCGUGCGCAGCACACUGUUUGUCAUAAGAGUUUCUGCUGUGAUUUCGAGCUGCAAUGGCAUCAGCUGACCGCUGCUGGUGCCGGUCAAUACUACAGUUAUCGUUUGGGUGCCUAUGAAGGUAUGCGCGAUGAGCCGGGCGCUGAGCGUUCGAAUGCGAUACGCAAUUGUGCGGUCUUCACAUGCAUCGGUGAUGAUAUAGCCGAUUGCGGACGCACAUUCCCCGCUGACGUCGUGCAGCAGCCGCAAAUCGCUUUCGAUCGUAUAGUUAUUGACGUCGACUUGCAGAUGGGUUAUCCACAAUUGUUGAUGUGGAACAGUUUGCGUGAUGAUCUCAAGCCCUUGGCAGUGAACGAAUUCGAGUGGGAGGAAUACGAAGUGUUGGUGGACUUGGUGAUAAUGCGUCAUGCGCGUUAUACAUUGAACACAACAACCGACAAUCUUUUGGCUUUCUCGCUCUAUGGUAAUUAUUUUGAUGGCUUGGGUUUCAUUGAUCGGCCCGGCACGAGCUUCCCGCCGACGAGUAGGCCAACGACAGUUGAUCCAAAUGGCGGAGAUGGCGCCGGGGUAUUACUGCAACCAAUCAUUAUGAUUUGGACAUUGUUUGGAUUGUUACGAGUAGUUGUUUAAGUUGACAAUAUUAAAGAUAGAAACAUACAUACAAAGAAAAUAUAAUAAAAAAUUGCUAAAUUUA
Messenger RNA from Zeugodacus cucurbitae (melon fly), 1909 nucleotides. RefSeq names its product vanin-like protein 1. NCBI's taxonomy places the organism in Eukaryota, Metazoa, Arthropoda, Insecta, Diptera, Tephritidae. Gene Ontology annotation, molecular function: hydrolase activity, acting on carbon-nitrogen (but not peptide) bonds, in linear amides. The coding region runs from base 115 to 1845 and encodes 576 amino acids. The record is from RefSeq and is a predicted model, not a curated record. The transcript is spliced from 4 exons.